AUGCCGCCGCGAGUUCAAGGCAAGGGAAUGGGUCCGAUGAGAGGAGGACCAUCAGGCCAUGCGGGACCUUCUCAUAGGCGCACUCCAUCUGCGUCUUUUUCUAGCUCGGAUUCGCAUUGGGGUCAUUCUUUUGAGCCAGCGAGACAUUCGGUCUCGUUGAGUUCAUCACCCUCGUUUCAUCCAUCAUUUGGGCUGCUUAUUCCAGACGAGCCCCAGCAUUCCCAUCAUUCUCAUGAUUCACACCAUUCUCACCAUUCGCACCAAUCCUACCACUCUUUACACUCCCAUUCUUUCCAUCAUUCUGAUUCCACUUAUUCCCCAGCCCCGUUCAACCCAAACGACUAUGUCAGCGAUUUUCUGGGUUACAAUCCCUUGAGACCCGAGGAUCACUUCUCCCAAGAGAUAGAGAUGAAUGACGACCUUGAUCCAGAACCGCCAACUGGGACACCAGGCCACCCUAUUAGCAUCUCCAGCGGUCCUCCCUACCAAGGAUCGCCAUAUCAAGGGCUCGACUCUUGGGCCGAAAGGUGGAACCAACUUGAAUGGGCAUUUACCCUUUCAUUUCACAACUCUGUUGCUCAACCUCCUUUGGAAGAACCACACCUUCAAGCGGUUUCUACACCACCUCUACCUGUUGAGGAACCACCUCAACAACCACCACAACCACCUCCCGAGCCGCCGAGGCGAAGGAGGAAUGCACGGAUGUCGAUGCAAGGGGGACCACGGUUUAGUUCUCCUCAAGGUUCAAGCUCAUACCCUCCUAUUCCCGAGGAUCCACAAAUGGGUGGACCCUCGCAUAUGGUGCCGGAGGAUAAUCACCCGCCAGUUUCUUUUGCACCACCGCCACCGCCAGUGGAUUUUGAAAACCCGAUUCCGACAUAUCCAGGUUCGUCUGGGUAUAACCCAUUUGAAUAUCCAACUUCUACGGGUUAUGGAGCCCAAGAUCCAUAUCUUACAGCAGCACAGUAUAAUGCACUUUAUCCUUCAUCUUAUCCUCCAGUUUACCGAACUGGAUAUCCAGUGCAAGGUACUCAAAUCAUGGCUGGCUCUGACGAAGCAAACAGUCAUCCUGUGGAAGGAAACAAUAAUACCAGAAUAAAUGUUAUUGCUGCUGAAUUACAAGAGAUGAUAAACACAGCGGUUGCACAAGCUGUGGAUAAUAAGUUUAAGGAGCCGAGUAAUGUUCGGUCCAAAACUCAUACCAAGUCCUUAUCUCAUUCGCAUACACCGAAGAAGGAUGAGUCUCAACACUCAUCCAAUCAGAAAAGUGAACCUCAGAGACAAGCUAUAUAUAAUCAGGCUCCAAAGUACAACAAAGGUUGUACUUAUAAGUAUUUCGUCUCGUGUAAACCGAGAGAUUUCACGGGAGAAAAAGGGAGCAAUUGA
Helianthus annuus (common sunflower) is the source of this 1386-nucleotide messenger RNA. Its product is annotated as extensin-like. NCBI's taxonomy places the organism in Eukaryota, Viridiplantae, Streptophyta, Magnoliopsida, Asterales, Asteraceae. The record is from RefSeq and is a predicted model, not a curated record. The coding region runs from base 1 to 1386 and encodes 461 amino acids. The transcript is spliced from 2 exons.